This is a messenger RNA of Chelonoidis abingdonii (Abingdon island giant tortoise), 756 nucleotides long. The record is from RefSeq and is a predicted model, not a curated record. Lineage: Eukaryota; Metazoa; Chordata; Testudines; Testudinidae.
UUUUUCCUUAUUUUAUUUUAUGUAAGAGUUAGCACAGCACUUGCAUCAUUGACACCAAAGUGGCUGACUGAAGAUUUUCCUAAUGUGGAAAACAGCAGUGUGGUAAAGUCACUCCAGGAAAAAAGCGAGUUAAUGAGUUGCAAUCCCAACCAGUUGUUCUUGGAUAAUGAUGAUCCAGUUGUUACGGAAGUACUAGAGACAUCACUGCAGGAGGAGUGCAAGACCACAGACACCAAAAAGGGAACCAGAAAAGUGGCCACUGAGCAUAUGGCCAUCUCCCAAAACUCAUUGUUUGUCAGCGCUCUAGUCACUGAGCAGAACAAUGGCUACAAGCCCCAGGUUUCCAACCGAAGCCCACUGGGAAACAUAUCAAGUAAUACCUACAAAGCACAGUCCCAAGCACUGGAUCCAAACACGUACCUCUCAAGCCAAGAUACAAAUGUUUUCUUAAAAGAUUAUACAAGUCCUAUUACUUUCUUGUGGAAUGCUGAAGGAACUGGGAGCAAUACAUUUUUACUUGAGAAGAUUAACCUCAUUUUAAACAACAGAAGUGGACAGAGCAACACUUUCAGUACAACAGAUGAGGAACCUAAUACACUUUUGGAAAACCAGUGGAAAAGUCCACCAUCCACUGAAAAUGUUCAAGAGCAGACGUUAGUUCCAGAUGAGUUGGUCUCUUGCUUAGGAGCUGUGACUGAAGGAUCCAUAGGUAUAAAGUCCUAUUUUCCACAAACUGUUGGAAAACUAUUUCAAUAG